This is a messenger RNA of Staurois parvus, 265 nucleotides long. Lineage: Eukaryota; Metazoa; Chordata; Amphibia; Anura; Ranidae. The record is from the annotation of a GenBank genome assembly.
GGUGUCGGGGGAGGAAUAAUGCCCCAUCAUUGGUGUCAUGGGGGGGAACAAUAGUGCCCCAUCGUUGGUGUCAGUGGGGGGGAGGAAUAGUGCCCCAUCGUUGGUGUCAGUGGGGGGAGGAAUAGUGCCCCAUCGUUGGUGUCAGUGGGGGGAGGAAUAGUGCCCCAUCGUUGGUGUCAGUGGGGGGAGGAAUAGUGCCCCAUCGUUGGUGUCAGUGGGGGGAGGAAUAGUGCCCCAUCGUUGGUGUCAGUGGGGGGAGGAAUAG